This is a messenger RNA of Tympanuchus pallidicinctus (lesser prairie-chicken), 1108 nucleotides long. Its product is annotated as unconventional myosin-Vb-like. Bases 68 to 1108 code for a protein of 346 amino acids. Gene Ontology annotation, molecular function: GTPase binding. Lineage: Eukaryota; Metazoa; Chordata; Aves; Galliformes; Phasianidae. The transcript has 7 exons. The record is from RefSeq and is a predicted model, not a curated record.
AUAACCCCAUAAGUGACCCCAUAAGUGACCCCAUGCCCCCCUUGCAGGCCGCCAGCCCUACAGAGGGAUGCUGGACUACGACCCCGCCGACGAACCGCUGCUCAUCCGCAACCUCAUCACAGAGCUUGACCCUACCAAGAUGGCCGCCGCGCUGCCCUGCCUCCCCGCCUACAUCCUCUUCCUGUGCAUCCGGCGCGCUGAUGACGUCAAUGACGCGCGCCGCUUGCAAUCCCUGCUGGGAGCCGCCAUUACCGCCAUCAAAGCCGUCCUGCAGGAGAGCCGUGGCGUGGAGCUGCCGUCCUUCUGGCUGGCCAACAGCCUGCGCCUGCUGCACUGCCUCAAGCAAUACAGCGGGGACCCGGGCUUCACGGCGCAGUGCAGCGCGCAGCAGAAGGCGCAGAGCCUGCGGCACUUCGACCUGGCCGAGUACCGGGAGCUGCUGGGCGCCCUGUGCUCCAGCAUCUACGCGCAGCUCUGCGCCGCCGCGGGGACCCAGCUGCAGCCCAUGGUCGUGUCGGCCAUGCUGGAAUCCCAAACCUUAUGGGCUCCCAAACCUAUGGGAUCCCGAAGCCGCAGCUCCCAUAGGGGCGAAUGGGAAGCAUCCUAUACCCUGCAAGACCUUAUAGGGCGGCUGGAUGAGCUUUAUAGGGUCGUGAGUGAGCACGGCCUGGACCCCGAGGUGAUCCUACAGUUGUUCGGGCAGCUGCUUUAUAGGGUCAGCGCCGUGGCCCUCAAUCAUCUGCUGCUCAGCAAGGAGCUCUGCUGCUGGGCCACCGGCCUGCAGCUCCGGUUCAACAUCAGCCAGCUGGAGGAGUGGCUGCACAGGCGGAAGCUGCAGCACAGCGGGGCCCUGCAGGCCCUGCAGCCUUUGAUCCAGGCCGCCCAGCUGCUGCAGCUCAACAAGAAGAGCCAGCAGGACGCCCAGGCCAUCUGCAGCCACUGCACUGCGCUCAGCUGCCAGCAGCUGGUGAAGCUGCUCAGCCUCUACACCCCGCUGGACGACUUUGAGGAGCGCGUCAGCGUCGCCUUCAUCCGCACCGUCCAGGUGCAUGAUGGGAGCGGGCCCUGGGGGGGGCAGAGGCACUAUGGGGUCAGGGGGGGCUUAUAG